AUGUGUGGGAAGUUGUCAAAAGAAACAUUAGGUGGAAGGAGUUUCCAACACAUGAAGACAUUGCUAAAUCGCCAAAAAGAAGCUGAACAUCUUCAUAUUCAAGCUCACAACAAAUAUCAUUGGAUGGUCACAUUGGCGUUGAUCUUAAUGAUGAUAACGAUGAAAUUGAAGAGCUACGCGUGCCUCUUCGUCCCAUGGGAAGGGACAAAGCAAAAGCUCGAGGAAAAGGAAAAAAAAAAUUACAUCAUCAAAUCGUCAGCCGGAACAGAGCGGUCAAUUAGAUCGGAGGAGAUGAUGACACAAAUGACACAAUUGAAUACAACUUUGGAGAAGCAUAUGGUUGAAAUCAUCCGAUUCAUAAAUAUUUGUUGUUGA
Messenger RNA from Lactuca saligna, 375 nucleotides. The record is from the annotation of a GenBank genome assembly. Lineage: Eukaryota; Viridiplantae; Streptophyta; Magnoliopsida; Asterales; Asteraceae.